CCGCCGCCGCCGCAUCCCACCCGUCUCUCCUCUUCUCACUGUUUUUGAAGGGAUCAAACUAAACAAAAUAGAGGGUGGACAAAGAGAAACAAGUGGUCGCUCCCGGGCGAGCCACAACAAUGAGCCCGUCCUGCCUAAAAUUGAAUGGAUUAGCCAAUCUAUUCUGAGCUCUAAUGAGAUUAGAGGGGCGGCGCGCAGACAUGCAGGGUGGCGGCGGCGUGGUACCUUUCCUUCGGCUCCCCGGGGACUGCUCCCCCUGGAAAUGGCGCUGUUGACGCCGCUGGACGCGCGGCGGAUGUCGGGGGACCUUUGGAGAAUUUUGAACGCACGCUCACCUGCGCCGCUCGUGCGGGGCUCGGAUUCCUCGAAGUAGCGCUCCAAAGUGGAGAGAAGGAGCUCCAAGAUGAAGUACCAGAAAUACAUCACGGUGAUGCAGAUGGCCAUGGGAGUGACAGCCUCCAACAAAGACUGCCUCCCUACCAAGAGACAGCUAUGGGUAACACCGUCAGACGGAGAAACGUCACCCUCUGGUGUUCCCGAGUCUUCAGAUGGGCCUCUAGGUGCUACAGGGGGUGCUGGUGCUAUGGCCAUGCCUGCCACGUCCACCCUCUCCCUGCCCAUGAGCCAGGGGAAACCUUCCUUGCGUCGAAUCAAAGGCCGCAUUCACCGCAGCAAGAGCCUAGACAGCAUUGAUCUGCUUGACUCCAAUAGUGCGGCAAUGGAGGAAACGGUCAUAUGGGAACAGCACACAGUGACUCUUCACAGGGCUGCUGGAUUUGGGUUUGGUAUUGCCAUCUCAGGUGGACGAGACAACCCACAUUUUCAAAGUGGGGAGACAUCCAUUGUGAUAUCUGAUGUUUUAAAAGGAGGUCCUGCAGAGGGAUUGCUGCAAGAAAAUGACCGAGUGGUUAUGGUGAAUGCUGUAUCAAUGGACAACGUAGAGCAUGCAUAUGCUGUACAACAGUUGCGUAAGAGUGGCAAAAAUGCAAAGAUAACUAUUCGGAGGAAAAGGAAAGUACAGAUUCCCGUUUCUCGACCAGGGGACAGGGAGACUAUGUCAGAGCAUGAGGAAGAGGACAGUGAUGAGGAAGAUGGCUAUGAGCAUCGCAGUGGUCGCGCUGGCCAAAGUGCCUAUGCUGGCGCAAGUGGCGGCACGAGCAGCAGUAGGCGACAUGAUCGUGAACGAAGCAGCAGUGGAAGAAGGGAUCACAGUGCCUCACGGGAAAGGAGUGUCUCACCACGCUCUGAUCGGCGUUCACAAGCCUCCUCUGCUCCCAGCAGGCCUUCCAAGGUCACACUUGUCAAGUCGCGGAAAAAUGAAGCAGAAUAUGGACUGCGGUUAGCUAGCCAUAUAUUUGUGAAGGACAUCUCGCCCGAGAGCCUUGCUGCCAGGGAUGGGAACAUCCAGGAGGGAGAUGUUGUUCUUAAGAUCAAUGGCACAGUUACUGAGAACCUAUCAUUGAUCGAUGCCAAGAAGCUGAUUGAGCGAUCAAAGGGCAAGCUGAAAAUGGUUGUUCAGAGAGAUGACCGAGCCACGCUCCUGAACAUUCCUGAUCUAGAUGACAGUAUUCCGUCAGGCAAUAACUCUGAUCGAGAUGACAUUUCAGAAAUACAUUCACUGACAUCAGACCAUUCCAAUCGAUCUCGUGGCCGGGGUAGAUCACGCUCACCUGACAAGAAUGAGCCAUCAGACCAUCACCGGCUCUCACCUCGGCAGAUCCCUAAUGGCAGCCAUCGAAGUCGAGAUGAGGAGCGGUCUAAACCUGGGGUUAUGUCCACACCAGUAAAAAGCUCUGAUGAUGGUGUCUUGUCUCAGGCCAGUGACCAAACCAGCUCCAGAGAUGAAAAACAAUUACCUCCACUGCCUGAACCAAAGCCUGUAUAUGCACAGCCUGGCCAGCCUGAUGUGGACCUGCCAGUCAGCCCCUCUGAUGCACCUGUGCCCAGCGCCGCUCAUGAUGACAGUAUCCUCAGGCCAAGUAUGAAGCUAGUCAAGUUCAAAAAGGGAGAGAGUGUUGGACUAAGACUAGCUGGAGGCAACGAUGUUGGAAUUUUUGUUGCGGGAGUAUUGGAGGACAGUCCUGCAGCAAAGGAAGGACUAGAAGAAGGGGACCAGAUUCUCAGGGUGAACAAUGUGGACUUUGCUAACAUAAUUAGGGAAGAGGCUGUGCUGUUUCUGCUUGACCUCCCGAGAGGAGAGGAAGUCACAAUCCUCGCUCAGAAGAAGAAAGAUGUGUAUCGCAGAAUAGUUGAGUCAGACGUUGGCGAUUCCUUCUACAUUCGCACACAUUUUGAGUACGAAAAGGAGUCACCAUAUGGCUUGAGCUUUAACAAGGGUGAGGUGUUUCGAGUGGUAGACACCCUCUACAAUGGCAAAUUAGGCUCUUGGCUUGCUAUUCGCAUUGGCAAGAACCAUCAGGAGGUGGAAAGGGGCAUCAUACCCAACAAGAACAGGGCUGAGCAGCUGUCCAGUGUGCAGUACACCCUCCCCAAAACACCAGGGGGUGACAGAGCAGAUUUCUGGAGAUUCCGUGGCUUGCGAAGCUCAAAGAGGAAUUUGCGGAAGAGCAGGGAGGACCUAUCAGCACAGCCAGUUCAGACUAAGUUCCCCGCAUAUGAGAGGGUGGUUCUUCGGGAAGCUGGGUUCCUGAGGCCAGUAGUCAUCUUUGGUCCAAUAGCAGACGUGGCAAGAGAGAAGCUGGCUAGAGAGGAACCUGAUGUCUUUGAAUUGGCAAAAACACAGCAACAGCAAGGAGGAGAAAAAAGUGAACCAAGGGAUGCCGGAACUGACCAGAAAAGCUCUGGCAUCAUUCGUCUACACACCAUCAAACAGAUUAUUGACCGGGACAAACACGCAGUGCUGGAUAUCACCCCGAAUGCAGUGGAUCGCUUAAACUACGCUCAGUGGUAUCCAAUUGUGGUGUUUCUCAACCCUGACACAAAGCAAGGCGUCAAAAACAUGAGGACCAGACUCUGCCCCGAGUCUCGGAAGAGUGCCAGAAAACUCUAUGAACGAGCCCUAAAACUGAGGAAGAACAAUCACCAUCUUUUCACUACAACUAUUAACUUGAACAACAUGAACGAUGGAUGGUUUGGAGCACUGAAGGAAAUAAUCCAGCAGCAGCAAAACCAACUGGUGUGGGUUUCAGAGGGCAAGGCUGAUGGAGCAGCAGACGAUGAUCUGGAUAUCCAUGAUGAUCGCCUGUCCUACUUGUCAGCACCAGGCAGUGAGUAUUCCAUGUACAGCACCGACAGCCGCCACACCUCUGACUACGAGGACACGGACACGGAGGGGGGAGCUUACACCGACCAGGAGCUGGACGAAACACUGAAUGACGAUGUGGGUCCGCCUACGGGGCCUGCCCUCACCCGCUCAUCCGAGCCUGUCCGCGAGGACCCGCCGGUCAUCCAGGAACCACCAGGCUAUGCUGGUUACCCACACGCGUUGCAGUCGGACCCCCUGAACCGGAUCGAUCCAGCUGGUUUCAAGGCGCCAGCGCCGCAGCAGAAAGCAGAAGCCACUGCCAUCCCUAGCAACCCCCAGCUCCCUGAGCCCCUGGCUGAGACAGUGACCCCUGCCGUAAAAACUGUAGGGGGCCCGAGCCCCGACGAGGCUCCCGGAGCUCUCCACCGCCAACCAAGCCCCAACCCAGAGGCUGGCUCAGUAAUGAGGCCCACGCCUGAGCUAGCCCCUGAGAGUGUCACAUCAGAACCAAGACAGUCUGGACUGGCCUGUUCAGAACCAAAGAUGUAUCAAAAGGAUCCAUACAGCUCACAUAGCAGUGGGAGAGCUGGUCCUGGAUUGAAACCUGGGAAUUACAACCCUCAGCAGGGACCGCAACCCGAUCAACAGCCAUACAGAGAUUAUGACCACCCGCCCAGUCGAUAUGAUGCCAGCGUUGGAGGUGGUUAUCUAGAACCAAAGUACCGAAACUAUGACUCUCAGCCCCCUUUUGAAAACAGUGUGCCUCACUAUGACCAGCAACAGUGGAACCCCUACGGCCAGACACACUCUACUGCCAACUCCCAGGGCUAUGAUCCACGCCUGCCAUACAGCGAUAGCUUAGACUCUCAGUACACACCACCGCCCCGUUUUGAUGAGCCUUCACCUCAGCAAGUAUUCGACGGACGGCCUCGCUACGGUAAACCCACAGUUCCGGGCCCCGUCCGCUAUGAGGAUCCACCACCUCUUUCUCCAGGGCAUGAUCUGCACUACAACCAGGAUUCUCAACUGACUCCACACCCUUCGGGCCCCCGCUCUCCCAGCGGUCAGCGGCCUGCCUACAACCAGGGACCAACACAGCACAUAAAAGGCUAUAAACCUCAGCAGUAUGACACUGCUCACGUAAACUCUGAUAUGAGACCCACGUCCCCUCCCAAAGCAGAGGUCACCUCACUUUCCCCUGUUGACACUACUAAGUCCGACACUGCCAGAAAUGACUUACGUGAGGAUGACCCUGCCAUGCAGCCACAGUCAGUCUUAACAAGGGUCAAGAUGUUUGAAAACAAACGUUCUGUCUCAGUGGACCGAGCAAGAGAUGCAGGGGAUCCAUCUGUGAACAAGGCCACAGAUUUGCCCUUGAAAGCAGGGGGGGUAAUCCCAAAAGCUAAUUCUUUGAGCAACCUUGACUCAGAAAAGAGUUAUAGCGGCAUUGUUCAACCACAGAGAGUCCCAGAGCCUCAAAAGCCUCAGUCCAAAGUGGCUGAUGACAUUGUACGUUCCAACCAUUAUGACCCAGAUGAGGAUGAAGACUACUACAGGAAACAGCUUUCUUACUUUGACAGGCUCCAAACUGGCCCCUCAAAACCUCAAGCUCAAGCACAGAUAACGCACAACUUUUCCAGAACAGAAUCUGUAGAGAAACCAAGUCCAGCAGAAAAGAAAUAUGAACCAGUACCACAGAUGACACCCUCUCUCCCACCAGCCACACUUCCCAAGCCCUCAACUGAAGCCAAGGACACAGUCCAGAGCAACUUCCUGCCUCACAAAAAUUUUCCGGAAAAGUCGCCAGUAAAUGGCACUAGUGAAAAGCCUCCAAAAACCAUCACCAGCGGCGGAGCACCACCAGCAUCUAGCUACAACCGCUAUGUGCCCAAACCUUACACAACCUCUGCCAGGCCUUUUGAGCGCAAGUUUGACAGUCCCAAAUUCAACCACAACCUUCUGCCCAAUGACAAGCCAGAUAUGACCUCAAAGAGUCCGAGUGCAAGCCCAGUGAAGCCCUCCCUGUCGCACAGCACAGACCAUGACAGUGGCCUGGAUACCUUCACUCGUACAAUGGACCAUCGAUCCAAGUAUCAGCACAACAAUAUAAACGCUGUGCCCAAAGCCAUCCCCGUGAGCCCCACUGCCCUAGAUGAUGAUGAGGAGGAAGAUGAGGGCCACACGGUAGUUGCGACUGCUCGCGGCAUAUUUAACAGCAAUGGUGGUGUCCUGAGCUCCAUUGAGACGGGCGUCAGCAUUAUCAUCCCUCAGGGUGCAAUUCCUGAAGGGGUGGAGCAGGAAAUCUACUUCAAGGUCUGCAGAGAUAACAGCAUCCUGCCUCCUCUUGACAAGGAGAAAGGGGAGACUCUGCUGAGCCCCCUGGUGAUGUGUGGACCUCACGGCCUCAAGUUUUUGAAGCCUGUGGAGCUGCGCCUACCUCACUGUGCGUCAAUGACCCCUGAUGGUUGGUCUUUUGCUCUAAAAUCCUCCGACUCCUCGUCGGGUGACCCUAAAAACUGGCAGAACAAGUCUCUCCCAGGAGAUCCUAACUAUCUGGUGGGAGCCAACUGUGUUUCUGUGCUCAUCGACCACUUUUAAAUGAGGGUGCCAGCAGGUGUGAUGUUACAGAAUAUGGAUCCGUGGUGGAUAAACAAGGACACAUACACUCACACACACAUUGACAGCUGCGCUCUCCGACUCAUGGAAAAUGAUGAUCCAUUCAGUGCUGUUUACGACCAGCCACUGAAGAUGACAACUUUUACCCCAAAUGGAGUUGUGAAAUGAAAUCACUGAUGCAUGCACCUGCCCCUCCUACUGAGGAUUGUUACUAUAUAUACAAUGAAGUUUUACAUGAGUAUACAUGGUUGGAUUGUUUUCCAAUAUGCGCCACCAGCGAACAUAUUUUACAAACCAGUGUCGGUGUAUUUAUGCUAUAUAUGCAUACAGUAUAUAUAGUAGUCUAGAUAAAAUGUAUAAUGCAUUUUACUCCUGAAUUCAAGAUCCUGUUAUUUUUCAGUUCAGAUGACUGAAUAUCAAUAUGUGUUUGCAGUCUUACCCUUAGGGGGAAACCUGAUAAAGGUGUGAGUCUCAGAUGAGCCACUUAAAGGAAGGUCAGCUGGAUCUAAAAGCCAAGCAGCACACUUUAACCUUUCUUCUUCCUCGGUUACGCCUUUUCUUCCAGUGAGAUGUUGUAGCUUGAGUUCUUCUGGCUCCUCGUAGCCUGAGUGAGAUCUAUGCAUGUUGUUUUACUCAGGUCCAGUGGCCUCCUCAGUUGCUUCCUCACGUUUCAUUCUCGUCUUCUCUUUUUGCACUCUUGCGUUCACACACAAUAAGCAGUGAUGCCUUAUCUGCAGAUCAUUCACCUCUUUUCAUGAAGGAAACAAUAAUUUAUGAUGAGCAACUGUAUGUUUUUGUUAACCCAACGGAGAAGCUAACGGGUUCAGUACAUGGUAAAAGGUUGAGAGAAGAUAACAAAAGUAUGUUGGUCUUUUAUCUUCUAUGCAUUACUUAAACUUUGAAGAAGAAAAAGAGGAGUGGCUGUAAAUAAUGCUAGCAUAUUGCCUUGGUUCUUUUGUUUAAAACUGAACAUUUUUUUGUAAUUUUUUCUUUUUGUAUAAAAUGUAGCGAAAACACGUUUGGAAUAAGUGGAAGAGAAAUAUGGAAACGUGAUUAUCUUUGUAUUCUGGAUUAUACCCUCGAGCCUUGAAAUGUUGAAUCUGACAAUAAUGCAUUACACCUUUUCUACCAAGAUAUUCACUCUCAAUUACUGUCAGCAAUUGUCUUUAUUUUGGCUACUUAAGGAUCAGGAAAGUGCUCUGGUUGAAAACAUUUAAAAUGUUUUGUUUGUUAGUAAUGUUUUUUGUUUGUUAUUUUUUAAACAAAAGGUGUGCUCCCAAUUUGUUCCCUUCAUCAAUUUCAAUACUGGAUGCUGUAUCGUGUGCCCUUAAAUGUAUUUUUGUACUAAUAGAUCAUUAAUGAUAUAUGGCACACCAGUACCAGCUUGUUUUUAGAUUUAACACAGCUUUAAUUGGAUAUUAGCUCUUCACGUGUGGCUGAUUUUUUUUUUCUCCUCUGCAACACAAUUUUAAGUAUACCACUGUAUUAAUAAAUAAAAUCAUUUUAAAGUAA
This is a messenger RNA of Corythoichthys intestinalis (scribbled pipefish), 7333 nucleotides long. It is a transcript of the gene tjp1a, whose product is annotated as tight junction protein 1a. Gene Ontology annotation, molecular function: cell adhesion molecule binding. Gene Ontology annotation, cellular component: bicellular tight junction; plasma membrane. The transcript is spliced from 31 exons. Lineage: Eukaryota; Metazoa; Chordata; Actinopteri; Syngnathiformes; Syngnathidae. The record is from RefSeq and is a predicted model, not a curated record. Bases 404 to 5803 code for a protein of 1799 amino acids. Gene Ontology annotation, biological process: positive regulation of blood-brain barrier permeability; cell-cell adhesion; cell-cell junction organization.